CGCAUACCCCUCACCCCACCCAUCUGUCCAACCGUCCUGUCUUGGGAGCCUUCUCCCAAUCACGGUCCCUCCCUCCCUCCACUUCUCUGAUAUCUGCUUGCCCACCCCCUCCCAUCCUCUAAUGGUCACAUCGUCUGGGGACAGCCUGGGUGCACCUGUGAACAGGAACACUCCAGAGGCAUGACCACUAGGGGCAGAGUGGAAGGACAAGCAGAGACCCUGACUCCGGGGGGGACGCAAGGCAGUCCCAGGGUGGGGCCAUGGGAACCAGCUUUCCUGGGACCACCUCUGGGCUCCCCUCCUCUUCCUCCCUCUGGCAUUGUGAGGCCUCCGGCUGCGAAAAGCAGGAUUUCCCUUCCAGAAUUGGAGGGGAGGCUUGACUAGCACCCAGGGUCAGCCAGGCGUGAACCGGGUGGGGAGGGCUGGAGCGAGGGGCACGCAGGGGUCCGCGGCGGAUCGAGGGGUGGCCGAGAGACUGGCCCCGCCCCGCGGACCCCGCGCGGGUCCCCAGACAGGGGGUGGCGCUGCGGGCGCGGGCGGGCGCCGCGCGCACUGCGGUCCCCGCGCCUCCGCCGCAGAGCGCGCCACGCUCCGCACGCACCUGCCGCCGCCGCCGCCGCCGCCGCCGCGCCGAGCCCCGCGCCCGCGCCCCGCGCCCCGCGCCCCGCGCCCCCGGGAGCCGCCGCGGCCGCACCAUCGCCCGAGGUCGCCGCGGAGCCGCCGGAGCCGCGGGAGCCGCCGGGCCGAGGCGCGGGCGCCGCAUCCGGGCCUGCCUUUGAGACAACCUCUGCGGCGGCGGCGCGCGGGCCGGGGACGCCAGACUGGGGCAGCUCGGGCCUGGUCCAGGCCUCUCCUCCGCUCCUGCCGCCGCCGAACCCGCGGCCCGGGUCCGCCCGCAGCCAGGGCUCAGGCUAGCUGCCUUCGCUGGGCGCCCUGUCCUGGAGCCAUGGGGCCCACCUAGCCUGUGCCUACCCGGAUGUCCCGGCCCGGGGACUGCUAAUCUCGGCUGCAGGGGGAGCCCCCCCCACGCCCCCUUGCCAGCCUCAGCAGCCAGAGACCCUGGGUGAGCCCCUGGGCCAGACCUUCAGCCCAGGGCAGCCCCCCACACUCCCCUGCCCCCGCCUCCCUCCCCCUCCUCCGCCCCUUCCUCCUCCUCCUAGGACUGGACCCGAGAAGCCGCUGUGGCCACUGGGGGGGGCCCUGCCCCCCCAGCUCUCACCGGCCGCCCCCAGGAGUCCACGGGGCGGCCGGAGGCCUCACCAGGCCUGGCAGGACCAGGAUGCUGCCCCCUCUCCUCCCCCCCGGCCCCACCCAAUGCCCCCACCCACCCAAACACCCAGUCUGACUGGAGACAGCCGGAUGCCGGCUGACCCUGGGCCCGAGGCGGGCAGUGGCUGGCCAGGCCUCCUCAUGUCCUGCCUGAAGGGCCCCCAUGUCAUCCUCAAAAUGGAGGCCAUGAAGAUUGUCCACCCGGAGAAGUUCCCUGAGCUGCAGGCGGCCACCCCCUGCUUCCCACCUGCACCCCGGCCCACCCCCGCUCUGGCACCUAAGCGCGCCUGGCCCUCAGACACAGAGAUCAUCGUCAACCAGGCAUGUGGGGGGGACAUGCCUGCCUUGGAAGGGGCGCCCCGCACCCCACCCCUGCCCCGUCGGCCCCGCAAGGGCAGCGCAGAGCUGGGCUUCCCCCGUGUGGCGCCAGCAGACGAGGUCAUCGUGAAUCAGUACGUGAUUAGGCCUGGCCCUGCCGCCUCUGGGGCUCCCACCGUAGCAGCACCGGCUGCGGGUGAGCCCCUGGAGUGCCCCACCUGUGGGCACACAUACAACGUCACCCAGCGGCGGCCCCGCGUGCUGUCCUGCCUGCACUCUGUGUGUGAGCAGUGCCUGCAGAUCCUCUACGAGUCCUGCCCCAAGUACAAGUUCAUCUCCUGCCCCACCUGCCGCCGCGAGACUGUGCUCUUUACUGACUACGGCCUGGCUGCGCUGGCUGUCAACACGUCCAUCUUGAGCCGCCUGCCACCCGAGGCGCUGACUGCCCCACCCGGGGGUCAAUGGGGGGGUGAGCCUGAGGGCAGCUGCUACCAGACCUUCCGGCAGUACUGUGGGGCCGCAUGCACCUGCCACGUGCGGAACCCGCUGUCCGCCUGCUCCAUCAUGUAGCACCCGCCCACCGCCUGCCACCGCCUGCCCGUUCUCACUCACCGCUUCGUCAGGGACCCGGCCCUGCCCUGUCGCCCGCUGACCCCUCGCCCACCACGGCUUUUGGCCCCUACCCGUGUGGCAUUGUCGCUGCAGCCAACUUUGCCAUUAAAACUCUUUGCCAAAGUUUGCACCUCGUUCCCUCGACUGAAGCCCACUCCUGUGGCCUGUGC
This is a messenger RNA of Diceros bicornis minor, 2369 nucleotides long. It is a transcript of the gene RNF208, whose product is annotated as ring finger protein 208. The transcript is spliced from 2 exons. NCBI's taxonomy places the organism in Eukaryota, Metazoa, Chordata, Mammalia, Perissodactyla, Rhinocerotidae. Gene Ontology annotation, molecular function: ubiquitin protein ligase activity. Gene Ontology annotation, biological process: protein ubiquitination. The record is from RefSeq and is a predicted model, not a curated record. The coding region runs from base 1315 to 2157 and encodes 280 amino acids.